Protopterus annectens (West African lungfish) is the source of this 1224-nucleotide messenger RNA. RefSeq names its product heme-binding protein 1-like. The transcript has 5 exons. The coding region runs from base 192 to 1022 and encodes 276 amino acids. NCBI's taxonomy places the organism in Eukaryota, Metazoa, Chordata, Ceratodontiformes, Protopteridae. The record is from RefSeq and is a predicted model, not a curated record.
UCUUCCUUAAUGUCAGACACUGUAUUCACAGCCUAUCAGCAGUGCUGAGCCUUUUGCAUUUCCGUUCACAAUUUAUGUAAUGCAGAAAUAGCUCUCUAACUACUGCACUUCAGUUUGUUUUUCACCCUUCUCUGGCUACACUACCUUAUUCUUAACUCAUCGAUCUGUGCUAACAGUUUCUCAUAAUUAAAAUGGAACGAGAAGGCUGCCUAAUGAGCGGUGGUGGUGAAGUAAGUGAGCCAAGUUCUCAAGGUGGCAUGAUCACUCUCGAGGACCUGGAUAACAUGCCUGAAGACCAGGGCUCUGAUUCUGCUUACAACAGUAACAGCAGCUUGGGAAAUGACACGGAACAAAUGGAAGAGCAAGAACAGAACAGGCUGCUUACCUACUGGCAGACUGUAGCAAGGGGUCACCAAGUGCAGGUGCCAGACGAUAUGGCACAACCAAUACUACAGAUGACAAGAAAUAACCAACCACAGUUCAGAGAACAUGUGCCAUUCACACUUUUAAGCUGCAAAGAGAAGUGUGGUGAGCUACUCUACGAAAAACGUCAAUACCAGGCUGCAAAGUGGGCUUGCAUCAAAAUCAGUGAAGGGCAGUAUGAACAGAGUAUAUGUCUGGGUUUUAUGAAGCUGAUGAGAUACAUCUGUGAACAAAACUCUUUAGGUGCAUACUUGGGAAUGACUGUACCUAUUGUGACUGUAGUGCGUACCAAUGAGUUGCGGACAGGGCUCAGUCUUACAGUGACGGUGGCAUAUUACCUGCCAGAACAGUUCCAGGAACAACCGCCUGAGCCUUAUGAUACUGAGAUUGUGAUUGAAGACUGGCCUGCAACAGUUGCAUACACAAGGUCCUUCAGUGGAGCCACCGAUGAAGAAACAAUCAUGAGAGAAAUUAAUCUGUUUACAGAGCUUCUUGACAGUCCCGAGCUACAUCUGAAUGAUACCUACAUCAUAGCAGGAUAUACCAAUCCAGCUGCUCCCAGUCGUCACAAUGAGAUCUGGUUCCUUUAUAGGCCAUAACUGAACUCUGUUUGGAUAUUGUACUACAAAAUACUGGAAUUAUAUAGACUGCACUGGCAUUCACAAUGGACUACAUCUUCAUAUUUAGGUAUGUCAGAUAUAUCCACUGAGAAGAAACCAUCAAACUGCAAAAUGCGAGACAAUCUGUUUAGAAGUGCACAAAUGAAUAUGGUUCUAAAAAAUAUAUAUGUUUUGUAACUAC